GGGUACGGGGAGGAGGGCGUGGAGCCGAGGGGCCGCACACGGGGAACCGCAGCCGGGCGUUAGGUAGGGGAUGAGGGAGCAUCGCCCCGAAGCCCUGCGUUUAUGGAGCAGCAGACAGCCAGACCUAACCGUGCUUUGCUGCUCUCGGAUUUGUCACCAUGAACCUCUUGCCAUUCCAGUCCCUCUGUGCUUUCCUGCUUCCCCAAGUUUGGUUGGCAUUGAGCAUGCAGGAAAUCCAUGCUGACCAGGAGACAAUUGCCAAGAUCUCAGCUGCUGGCCAAUUGAUGUGGUGCUCAGCUUCUGUUGAUAUCCUUUUCCUCUUGGAUGGCUCCUACAGCGUUGGCAGAGGCAGCUUUGAAAGAUCAAAGCACUUUGCAGGCAAGCUCUGUGAUGCCCUAGACAUCCAUCCAGGCAGGGUCCGCGUAGGAAUGGUACAGUUUAGUUCAGCUCCCCACCUUGAGUUCUCAUUGGAUUCCUACCUAACCAAACAAGAAGUGAAAGAGAGGAUCAAGAGGACAGCAUUCAGAGGUGGCAGCACAGAGACCGGCCGGGCUCUGAAAUACAUUCUCAGUAAGGGAUUCCCUGGUGGCAGGAAUUUGACUGUCCCCAAGAUCCUGAUCAUCAUUUCAGAUGGGAAGUCCCAGGGCAGUACUGCAAUGCCUGCCAUGCAGGUGAAGGAGAGAGGGACAACAGUUUUUGCAGCGGGAAUCAAGUUUCCAAGGUGGGAGGAGCUGCAUGCUCUGGCCAGUGAGCCCACUGAGCAACACGUGCUCUUUGCCGGCGACGUCAGCGAUGCAGCCAAUGGUCUGUGCAGUGCCCUGAGCAGCUCCAUCUGCAGUGUCACCACACCAGGUUGCAAAGUUGAAUCCUUCCCUUGUGAACGCAGAACUCUGGAGACUGAGAAAGAACUGGCUGGAAGCUACGUCUGCUGGAAAGGCUCAAAGCAGCAGAAUGUAGUGCAUGCUUCACUGUGCCCUUUUUACAGAUUGAGAAGAGUCUCAAUAAAACACCCAUCCAGAUGCUUCCGAACCACAUGUACAGACCCUUGUGACUCCCAGCCAUGCCAAAAUGGGGGUACGUGUGUCCCAGAGGGACUGGACAAGUACCACUGCCUGUGCCCUGUGGGAUAUGGAGGAGGCAUACAUUGUGCGCCAAAGCUGAGCCUUGAUUGUGCUGUGGAUCUCCUUUUCCUGAUGGACAGCUCAGCAGGGGUCACAUUGGAGGGAUUCCUGCGUUACAAGGCGUUCCUCAAGAGGUUCCUUCAAGCAGUGAUGGGCUGGGACUCACCUGCAAAUGUAGGGGUGGCCCAAUACGAUACCAACGUCAGGAUACCCAUUGAAGUGGGACAACACAAGGAUGUGUUUGGUCUCAUGAAGAGCAUUGAUGCUUUGAAUUUCAGCGGGGGAGGAACCCUGACAGGCAGAGCCCUGCGGUACAUUGCACAGCACGGUUUUAGGAGCACCCCAGUCUUUGCAGAUGUGCUGGAUGACCUCCCACGCGUGGUGGUCUUGCUCACUGACUCCAAGUCCCAAGACCCAGUGGCAGAAGCUGCCAAGUAUGUAAGGGACAGAGGUCUCUUGUUGAUCAGUGUAGGCAGCAGCUUUGUGAGGGCAGACCUGGCUGAAGUGACUGGCAACCCAAAGCAGACCAUUGUCUACUCAGACCCCCAGGAUUUGUUCAACAGGAUCCCAGAGCUGCAGAGAAGAAUUUGCAGUGUGAACAAUCCUGCAGGCUGCCAGGUGCAGUCUCUUGAUUUGGUGUAUGCAGUGGAUGCCUCAGCUGGAGUUGGCCUGGUGAAUUUUCUGCAGCUGAGGGACUUUGUCAGGAGCAGCUCUUGGCACUUCACCAUCAACUGGGAUGUCACCCAAAUUGCCCUUGCGGCCUAUGGCAGCAGAGCUUACACUGUGUUCGCAUUGGACACCCACACAAACAAUUCAGCUCUCCUCCAAGCCAUCAACCAGAUGCCUUUCCUUGGAGACGUUGCCUCUGCCAGCAGUGCCUUACUCCACAUUAACACUGACGUGAUGACGGUGCAGAAGGGAGCAAGGCCUGGUGUCAGCAAGGUGGUGGUGGUGCUCACAAAUGGAGGUGGCAUGGAGGAUGCAGCUGCCCCAGCUCAGCAGCUGAGAGACAACGGUGUCGUGGUGUUUGUGGUUGUCAUUGGGGACACAGAGAGAGACACCCUGCUGAGGGUGUGCAUGUAUUCCUAUGAAGACCUGCAGCAUUAUCAAGACCUCAUCACUGAAAGAAUCUGUGAAGAAGCAAAAAGCCCUGUGAACCUGUGCAAACCCAACCCGUGCAUGAACCAGGGCGUGUGCAUCCUCAGGCCGGGAAGCUACUGGUGUGAAUGUCAUGGCUGGGAAGGACUCCACUGCGAGAGCAGAGUUCCCUGAGGUGAUUCUCCAAGAUUUCCAGUCCUCCCUCCAGACUCCCAUAUGCAGCAGAUUCCAGGCAGUUUUCAGCACUUCUCUGGAGACCGCCGGCACCUGAAAAGGUCCUGAGAUGCUGACCCAGAAGUGGUGAGCUCCAGUUCUGAGCUAGCAAGACACAGCUGCCCUUGGUUGAGUGACUGGACCAUUCCCACUUCCUGCACUGCACAAACUGGGCUUUCUGGUGCUCUCUUUCUUUUGGAAUCAAGUAAAUAUUUGAUAUUAAGUAUUUAUUUUUGGCAUUUUUAUGUGUAAUUGUUAUAUUUUUAAGACUUCUUGAGAGGUCUUUGAAUUAGUCUGAAAACAUGUAGACAUCUGAGCAAUUCUGGAGCUCCCACUGAUGGCGGAUUAUGGAGAUGGCAGCUCAGGUUCCCAGAGCAUAGGGGUUUUUAAGGAAGUGUUGAAGCAAUAGGCUGGGUCAGACUCUGAGCCAGUUGUCAUCUUGAUGUUAGCUUUUGCCUCAUCCUGAAGAUUUGAUUGUCUUUCUAAGCUGAUACUUGAUCUUGGCCAGAAGUGAUACUUUCAGUGCAAAAACUGCAGAAUGAAAUCAAAUACAGUUGCUGGUGAGCAGGUUAGGCAGCAAGUGAUGCAGUGAAUGGUGUGCUGCACACAGCUGGACAAAUAAGAGGAAGAGGAACUGGUUAUGAACCCCUGUUCUUAAGUUAUCCAUGCUGCUUUUUUCUCUGAGUUUAUUUGGGCCAGUCUAAUAAGGUUUAUCUUCGUAGGCAUUUUGUAGCUGCCUGUUUUGUUAAGUUUUGAAAAUAGUUGGUUUUGCAAAACGUUCAGUGGAUUGUGUGACCCCAAAGUGGUUGCUGUGUGAUUCUGCCACCCCUUGGUGUUUCAAGCCGACCUGAUUCCCCAGCACAACAGCAGCCUCUGCAGCCAGAUUUCAGCCUCUCCUGGGCUCUGAUAAUAUUUGCGUCUCCAGAGACAGUUUGGCCUCAUGCUCGUAUCCUCCAAAGCAGCACUGGGUCACCAGGUCAGUUUGCCCUUAAAGCUAUGAACUGUGCUCCUGAGGGUGGCAAGUCACACUGUUGUGUUGUUCUCUGCUGCUUUUCCCAUGGCAUCCGUCUUUUAGGGCAAGCCCUAUCAGGGACACGAGCAGUUGCUGCCAGUCCCAGUGAGAAUAGCAACUGUUGUUCAGAGGAGGAGAAAAACCCCUUCACUCAGAUCUCCUGGUCUGAAUAGUAACAUCAGAUGUAUCAAAAGAGAGACAAAUUAUUCUGCAGGUUCAUUGUCAGAAGGACAAUUGUUUGAGGCUCCCCUGAGACUGAAAGCUGGCCCCAAGACAAUAUAAUGCUAUUACAUCUUGUAGGAGAAGCAAGAAUUUCCUCUUUUCAGUACAUGGUCUGUGUCUUUUGGUGCCUAAGGCACAGCAAAACAGGCUUACGUGGAGGAAGAGCUGACGUUUUGGUAGAAAGAGAAAUGAUUCUACCAAGAUCAUUCAUAUAGGCAGCUCUGCAUAAGCACUGUCUCCACUGUGUAAGUGUUAUCUGAAGGGAGAAUGGGUAAUACCAGGUUUGCAGCUAACCUCAGAAGCCAUGGUUUGUGUUUGUGGAGGUGGCUGGAUUCCAGCUGAGCUGCACGGGAGCCUCUUCCCAGUCUCUCUGUGCAUCCCCUGCUGUGUGCUGGGUCCAAGAUCAUGACUUCUUCCCAUCACUGCCCCAUUUGUAGUCCUCCUUUCUGCAGGGCUUUACCAAAGGAGAGCACAAACCCAUCAGCACAGCCCUGUGGCCCUGCUCAUAGGGGUGAAGCACUCUGCAAGGAUUCCUGCAGGAACCUUCACUGGUCAUGGGCCAGGUGCUGACUGCAGGGGAGAGCCUAUUUCUCCUGCAAGGAACUGGGAUUUAGCUAAACUCCUUCCUCCUUUUCCUGUCAGUGAUGGGAGCAGGCACCAAGCACUGCACACAGUUGCUACCUGGUGGCAAGCAGAAG
This is a messenger RNA of Meleagris gallopavo (turkey), 4364 nucleotides long. NCBI's taxonomy places the organism in Eukaryota, Metazoa, Chordata, Aves, Galliformes, Phasianidae. The record is from RefSeq and is a predicted model, not a curated record.